UGCACAGGGCGACCUCUUCUUCUCUCAGAUGCUGUUCAAGUGAUUGCCACGCAGGCACGAACCAUGAGAAGGAGUCAGUCGUUGAAGAGCUUGUCUGGGCUUCAUGAAGACUCAUGGGUCCAAUCAGCGCUCACUCUUCGGGACAGGAAGUCCGUUUUACAGCUAGUGCAACAGUAUCAAAGCUUUGGAGACUUGAGGGCCAGUGAAAAAGCGGAGCACAAACACCAGGUACCCGCAGUGGGCAGGAGAUGGGAGAGCAGGGAGAACAUAGAUACCCUGGGGUCUGGGAGGGGUUUGCCUCUGUCCAGGUGUCGCUCCAUGGACUGCCUCCCUCAGAGGGAAGCCUCGAGUACCAGUGCAUUGCGUGCCCUGUUUGAGUCAAAGGCUGCGCGGCAGCAGGACUUUCCCAGCAGCCCUCGUCCCAGGAGCUCGUCAGCCAUGAGCAGUAAGACAGCGCAAGAGUGCCGGCCAGUGGCUUGGAGAGGCCACAGCACCCCUAUGCAGGACAAAACCACUGAGGUGGAAAGGCAAAAUAAUGGAAGUGGACUCAUGGAUUCUCACGCCAGAGCAUCCAGAUACUCACACGCUGACAGGCAGAGAGGGGCACUGACAGAGACCCACACAGAGUCAAACAACACAGGGGCUGCUAGGGACAAUAUUGGAGCUUCCUCCAACACAGAACCCAGAACUGAAUCAUACCACCAAGCAACUGCGGACUACGCUAAAAAGCACUUUUACGACAGGAGGAGUCCACAGUCAACUUACGGAGACGCCCAAACAAGACCAGGUCGAGACAGGAGCGUCGGUUCUGGCUCAGUGAAAGACAGAUCAGCUCUCUACCUGUCAAGGGUGUCAGCCAAAGACUCCACAGGAGGUUCAACACAGCCAGAGUUCAUUGGUGCUUCAGGACAGAGGGCUAAAUCCAGCAAGAUGGCCAAUGUAACCAGAAAAAUCACAGUUUCAGACACUUCUCACGAUGAAGAUGACCUGCCUCUCCCCCCACCUCCCCUCGUACCAACCAGACCCCUCGACUAUGAGGGGCCUUCGUCACCCAUUGGCCUCCCUAUGCCUCCACCCAAAGAAAGCUUCUCAGCAUUCUACCAGCAAAGACAGAAGAGUGAGCUGAAGAGGCUUUUCAAACACAUUCAUCCAGAGAUGCGAGCCAACCUCGAUGAUGUUGUGGAUGAUGAGCUGGUAGAGACGAUGCAGUCAGAGAUCACCCAAGCAGCAGAUGCAGGGUAUCACGGUGAGGUACAAUCCAUGAGGUGGAUCUUCGAGAACUGGACUCUGGACAACAUUGGGGAUCCCCAUGCAACCAAAAAGCUGCUGCAUGAGGAGGACCUCAAAGGUGGAGAUGUUAGGGGCACCUCCUCCAUGUUUGAGCAUAUUGACAGUACCCAACCAACUUCAGGUGCAUUCAUUCAGAGGCAGCCUUCCAUCAGAGGGGAUGUUAGAACAUCGACAUGGUUAUUUGAGACCCAGCCCAUGGAUGCCUUAAAUAAACUGAGAAGAGAUGAAGGGGAAUUGGUUGAAGCAGUGUUAAAAGAACCUAUCGAGAGAGGAGAUGUGAGAGGGGCUCGGCUGCUCUUCGAGUCCAAGUCACUGAGUAACUUGGGGCGCUGCGACUCCAUUGAAGACCACAGUUUUCUGAAACUUAAGUCUGAGCUCCAGGAACAGAAGGGAGGUGUUGAGAAGACUGUGAAACUCUUCCAGACAGAACCUUGCUGUGCCAUCGCAGAUAAAAGUGGCAAUAUCCAUGAGAUUAAGUCCAUUUGCAGAGAGGAAAUCAGGAGCGACAACAUCAGCACUGCACGUUGGCUCUUUGAAACCCAGCCUUUGGACAUCAUUAAUAAGGGAACUGAUGGAGUGAAAAUUAUUCGGGGUAUAUCAUUGGAAGAGGGCCAGAGUGGAGGUGUUGCUAGAAAGAAGUGGUUGUUUGAGACACAGCCAUUUAACACAAUACAAGAGGGCAUGGAAGUGCCCAAAUUUGAAGCAACUUUGGCUAGCUGCACUGGAGAGGCUGAUGUUGAGAACAAAAGAAAGCUCUUCGAGACGCAGCCAUUAGCAGCACUGAAAGGAGACUCAACAGAAACAGAAAUGGCUUUGGAAAAGGAACAAAUACUUGGGGGUGAUGUCAAGACCUCACUGUGGCUGUUUGAAACUCAGCCUAUGGAGUCCCUCAAUGAUAGCUGUGAAGUUGGACAUUUGAAGAAUAUUACCCUCUCAGCUGAUGAACAAGGAGCAGUAAAAGGCACAAAGCAAAUUUUUGAAAAUUACAGAGGCGAAAAAAGCACUGAAGUCAGACAGGAAGAGAUUGAAAAGGGUGAUGUUAAGUUAUUCAAACAUCUUUUUGAGACAAUUCCUCUGAGCAAAAUCACUCACUCCGAUGAGGAAUUAAAUCAGAGCAUGGUAGGCAUUGCCACAGCAGGGAAUGUGAAAGGUAACAAAGCACUGUUUGAGACAAUCCCAUUAUAUGCUAUAAAAGACUGUUCAGGGAAUCUCCAUGAAGUCAAAACCGUCAGCCGAGAGGAGCACAUCAAAGGAAAUGUCCAAAACUACAAGUGGCUGUUUGAGACCAAGCCUUUUGACCAAUUCGUAGAAAUAAAAGGAAAUGUUGAAGUAAUCAAAGGCAUCACCAGACAAGAGGAUACAAUGGGUGAUGUCAAGAUGGCAAAGUGGCUUUUUGAAACCCAAACAAUCGAUGACAUCCAUUCCAAGUUCAAUCAGACAGAUCAAAGUUCUUCCGUAGAGGAGGAAGAGUCUCGAAAAGGUGAUGUGAAGACAUGCAAAUGGUUAUUUGAAACACAACCAAUGGACAUUUUGUAUGAGAAAUCUGACAAAGUGCCUGACAAAGAAGCCAUUGAAAAUACCAAUGUCAAAUCCUUCACUUGGCUUUUUGAAUCACAGCCUCUAGACAGCAUUAAAGACAGUGAAGAACAUAAGUUAAAGUUAUGCGACACAGUACAGGAUACUAUAAAAUCAGAGGUUGGUGUCAAAACAGUGAAGCAUCUUUUUGAGACAGAAACUUUAGACAGAAUAAGAAAGGAUACAAGUACAGAUCAAGAUGUGACAUAUGUUAGCCAGGUGGACGUUCAGUCAGGAGAUGUCUCACGGGUCAAAGAACUGUUUGAGUCCCAGUCCCUUGAUGAAAUAGGUUCAGAGACGACAACAUCAACUGGUGAGGACAACCAAGGUGACCACAUUCAGGGAGGGGCAGUUCAUAAAUUCACCUGGUUGUUUGAAAACUGUCCAAUCAACACGAUCAAUGAUAAGGACACCAAUGAGGCAGACAUGCACAGAGUCAGUGACAUUGAGGGUGGUGAUGUACACAACAAGAAAUUUAUAUUUGAAACUUUCUCGUUGGACAAGAUCCAUGAUCAGCCUCUGGAAAUGGAGUCUAUCUGUGUGGAAAAGCAUGUGAGCAAUGUGGACGUCAAGUCCAGCACCAUGAUGUUUGAGUCCCAGCCACUGUAUGCAAUCAGAGACAAGGAAGGACAAUUUCAUGAAGUCACUACUGUGAAGAAAGAGGAGGUAAUGAGUGGUGAUGUACGGGGAGCCAGGUGGAUGUUUGAGACAAAGCCUCUUGAUGCCAUCAAGGCAGAAAAUGAGGUUUAUGUGAUUCGAGCUGUCACCCAGGAAGACGUCAAGAAAGGGGACGUCAAAUCGGCCAGAUGGAAGUUUGAGACACAGCCUUUGGACUCCUUCACCAGCCAAGAUGAGCCCUCUGUUGAUGUUGUAGAGUGCUUGGGAAGCAGUAAUGUGCAACUCAGUAAAGAGAUCUUUGAAUCUGACCAGUCAGCUAAUAAAAAGUAUGUGAGAAUGGUUAGUGUUACUGAUGUCCAACAAGGCGACGUCAGAACCUCCACCUGGCUCUUCGAAAAUCAACCCAUUGACAGCCUCAAAGGGGAACCUAUGGAGCAAGGUAUGGUAAAUACUGUCCAUAGGGAAGAUGUCCAGAAGGGAGAUGUGAAACGCUGUACUUGGCUGUUCGAAUCACAACCUCUGGACAAGAUCAAGGAAUCUGAUGACAGUUCAGUGCAUGAAGUUCAAGAGGAGAUUCCAAAAGUUGAUGUGAAGAGUACAACUUGGCUAUUUGAAACCACUCAGCUUGACAAAAUUACAGUCAGCAAUGUUACUGACACUCUAUUGUAUCUCCAUCAACUGGCAUAUAUUCACUCUAAUGGCAUCAUAAUAGAGGCAAAUGAGAUAAGGAAUGUUAACAUGGCAAAAUAUCAGCUUGACAGCAAAGAAGGUGUACUCAUCCAGAAGGAGGAAGUUAUCGAGGGGAACAUCAGAAAGAUUAUGUUACAGUUAUUAUGCAGACCAAAUCUAAAGCCCCAGAUUACUCUUAUCAGAGAAAUGGAAAAGGGUAAAGUAAAUACUACAGUGGUGGAGCUCCCAGUCGAUCAGUCAACAUCAUGUAUCAACCUGGAGGAGGAUCAAAGAAUACAAAACAUUGUCGAUACAAUCGAUACCAUUCUUAUUCCAAGUAAGGCUUUGAAAAGAGGAAUCAUAAUGCAAGAGUCAGCAGGUGGAAAAGGAGAGAUGGCUAUUUACUCACUCAUCUGUCAAAGUGAAAUCAAAACAGAGAGUCCAGACAUUGAAAGAGGAGAUGUAAAGUCUACCAUUGGAAAUCUCUUGGCCACUGCUAGUAGUCAGAAGACUGCAACCUCAUGUAGAAUAGAUGAAACUGAAAAAGUCAAUGUGAAUUUGUACAAAAGUUGCAUUGAGAAAGGAGAUCUGCAAUACUUAAAGAGUCUUCAAACAGAAGCAUCAGAUGAUGACGGAGAUCCCAUCCCUCUGGCUAAGGACAACAUUGAAAUAUUUCAGGGAGAUGUGAAAGAAGCAAAACGAAGUCUUUAUGAGCAAAAAGAGCAAGUGGAGCGAACAAUCUCUGAUGUCUUGCCAGGGGAUGUAAAGAACACCAAAAAGUUUUUCUCAUCAGAGUGUUCCCACACUGUUGAAAACUGUAUCCCAAAGGAAGACAUAAUUCGUGGGGAUAUCUCAUCAGCAAAACAACAACUUGCAGUAAAGCAACCUGUAGUGGUAGAAAAAGAGGAGGUUGUGGCUGGUGACAUCAAAGCAACACUGCAAUCCUUAGAGCGUGCAAAGCAACAGAGCAUGCAUAUGGAGCGUGAGGUCAUCAAACCUGGGACUAUCUAUGACAUGAACUUGUCUGCACAAACACCUGAAACAGAAGGAGGCCAAACACAAAAGGAGGAAAUUAUAUCAGGAGAUGUGAAAGCAGCUAAAAAAUCCCUUGAAAUGGCCAAGAGUCAAAGUAUGCGUGUGGAGCGUCAAGUCAUUGUCCCGGGAAAAAUAUACAACCUGAAUGUCUCAGCAGAUGAGCAAAGCUCCUCAACAGUGACACAGACUACAUCGUCAUCUUCCUCCAGAGACCAGCAGAUCACAACGACUUAUCAAAAGGUCAGUGAUGAGGUGAAAGAUCAGGAAACCCAUGUGACAUUUCAGGCUUGUCAACAACAUGAAAUGACACAAAGUACAGUUAGAGCCAAUAAUUGUACACAACAGUCACAGCCACCUAUUCUUUUAAAAUCUGAGUGUGAUGGUAAGACAACAGAGGAAGAGACAGGAGCAGAAAUUGUCAGAGGAGAUGUGAAAGCAGCAAUUAGGUCUCUGCAGAGUGCAGCAAUGGAGCAGAAACUCCCAGACAAAGAGGAUAUUAUAAGAGGUAACAUGCAGUUGGCACUAAAAUCCCUUGAGAAGUCUAGCGUAAAUGUAUCAAAGGGAGACUUUAAAGCUGCAAUGAUAUACAGGAAUUCAGGCAGAACUUGUUCAGGAAGCAGCAAGCCUGAUCACAAGCAGUGUGUUAUGGUAUCUAUGCCUUCAUCUGACAAUGAAUUGUCUCCUUCGAUUUCAGUAACUUGUGAAGAACAACCAUCCCUUAAAACACAGAACACUACACCUGACCAUGUAACGCUCUUGAAUGGAAACUCAAAAUCAUCGUGUUCUGAAGGUAUAGCACCUCCUCCACUCCCUCAAAAGUCACGUGAGAAACCCAUGGACAAGAGGCCAGCUCUACCACCCAAGCCACAACAGAUUAAACCAACAGGUCUUAAUGAGCAAUAUAUUAUGCCACCUCCUUCCAAAGUCCUCCCUCACUCUAUCAAUGACUGUGUAAUUAAGAUGGCCACAGAUAAUGCAGCAGAACCUGCAGGUAACAUUUCAGAUUGUCAAUUUGAUAAGAAAUUAACAGCGCAAAACAACACUGAAGAGCAAAUGGAGAGAAAUGUGAUACAGAAAAUCAAUGCAGCUGAGGAGAUACAGAUGUGCUGUCAGACUUAUUCAGAAGAUGGUAGACAUGGAAUAAACAUGGGUUUUAAAGCUGCUCUACAGAACUUUGGGAAAAGUGACAGAAGUGCUGUGGACACGGUUCCAGUUUUGUCCAAGAAGACUAAAGUAAAUGAAAAGGUUAGCCAAGAAAAGCAAACCUGCCAAACUGCUAUACAAGAGAAAUCAAAACCCCAAAUUGCAAAAAAACAACAGUAUAGCGACGAGAUGCAAAAAUCAGUCACCAAUAAUCUGGUUGAAUCAUGUCCUGUGCCCCAACAAAUUCAUGCUGAAGGAGAAACAAAGCCUGAGAAUGAGGUUGUUCUCAGAAAGAGGAAAGUAAAGGAGACAGAGGAUGAGAGGCGACAGAGACUCUCUGUUCACAAAGAGGAGAUCAUGAAAGGGAACGUGAAGGCAGCCAUGGAGAUCUUUGAGAAUCUAAGGAAACGAGAAGAGCUAAAGAUAAUUCUGUCUCAAGUACAAGAGAUAGAGGGAGAGACCAGCAAUGUAGACGUUAGCUCCUUGAAGACUUUAUUUGAGAACGUCCCUGCUUGGAUAGUUUCUCCAAGUAGAAAUGCUGGGCAAAGAAAUAAAAAAGGGGAAUUGAAGGUUGAAAUAGAGACACAGGAUGAUGAAAUAGAAAGUACCUCCUCAGUUGAGACUGCAUUCGAAGAUCUGGAAAAGGCAAGCAGGGAAAUAAUCAUUCUUAAGGAACAGACUUUAGCCAAACUCCUUGAUAUUGAAGAGGCAAUUAAAAAGGCUUUGUACUCAGUCUCCAAUCUGAAAUCUGAGGCUGAUAUUGCUGGGCUAUCAGGACUGUUUGAUGAAUCGUUGAAAUCUGAGCAAAGCUGCCACCCUACAAACAAUAUCAGGAAAAUCAGUAUUGUGUCUAGCAAGGUCAAAACAGAGCAAAUUAAAGAGACACCUCAAGUGAAUGUCAAAGAGGCUUUAGCAUCAAGUCCUUCAAAACCAGAAGGUACACCCACACAGGUGAAAAAUAAAACACUCAUCAGACAGUCCAGUGCCCCAUCCUCCCCGUCAUUCAUCUCCAUCCACUCUGCUGCCAAAAAGCCCACAGAGCAAUACAAGUCACUCACCUCCACAGCCAAGUCAAAAGGAGACGGAAAUUCCCAAAGUCACCAAGGUAAUGGUGAUCUAGGCCAAACAACUGGAGCUGCUGAGUUCUCAAACAAUUUUCACAACUCUGCAUGUCCACAACGCAAGGUCAGUGUCCUUGAGGUGAAAGCUAUUCCAGAGCCUCCUGCAGGAAUAUUUGGCACCAAGACUGUUAGUGAAACCUAUGAAGAGACCGAUGGAUUUGGAAAUACAUUCGUUUCAUCCAAAACAUCAACAUUUGUUACCAAGCACUCUGAGAGUAACUUGUCUGCAUCGUUUGAAGUAGUUGGCAGUCCAGCUAGAUAUGAAGUAAUGACAUCCCCUUUGAUGCGAAGGUCUAAUCGCCCCUUUGUAGAAAAUGUGCUGACCAAUGCCAAGGAAGAAGGAACAGUUUUUGUAACAUUUAGCCAACCAAAGACUGAAAAGCACUAAAAUUAGUUUGGAUGACUAAUUAUUUCUUUUAUGUAUUUAUAAUGUUUUCAAUGCAAAAGUUAUGUCACUUAUGUCAUAUGAAUAAUUCAUCUUCUUAUGAAAUCAUGAGAAUAUGUCUUAUGGAUUUUAUACUGUAACAAUAUAGUUAAAUGUUAUGUCCUUUUAUUAAAUCUCAGCAAUAUGGUGGAUAUAUUUUGUUGUGUUAAUGGCCAAAUAAUGGUCAAA
Messenger RNA from Lampris incognitus (smalleye Pacific opah), 8064 nucleotides. It is a transcript of the gene xirp1, whose product is annotated as xin actin binding repeat containing 1. Gene Ontology annotation, biological process: actin cytoskeleton organization; actin filament organization. The transcript has 10 exons. NCBI's taxonomy places the organism in Eukaryota, Metazoa, Chordata, Actinopteri, Lampriformes, Lampridae. The record is from RefSeq and is a predicted model, not a curated record. Gene Ontology annotation, cellular component: stress fiber; focal adhesion. Gene Ontology annotation, molecular function: actin filament binding. Bases 64 to 7839 code for a protein of 2591 amino acids.